GGUCUAAGGCGGGCAUCGCCAUCGGCAAACCGAGGCCACAGGAUCAGCAGCCUUCUCCGAAAUCCCUCUCGUGCUGCUGCGUCUCCUCCCCCUCAUCUUCUUCUCCAGCGUCCAGUUAGGCCAUGGCGUCCACCGUCUCCUUCUCCCCUACCAACGUGCAGAUGCUCCAGGGUAGGAGCGGCCGCGGUCACUCAGCUUUCGGGAGCUGCUUCGCUGUUCCAAGAGCCGGGCCAAGGCUGCGUUCCACGGCCGUCAGGGUCAGCAGCGAGCAGGAGGCGGCGGCGGCCGUCAGGGCGCCGUCAGGGAGGACCAUCGAGGAGUGCGAGGCCGACGCUGUCGCUGGGAAAUUCCCUGCUCCCCCGCCCUUGGUUAGACCAAAGGCUCCUGAAGGAACACCGGAGAUCAGGCCCCUUGACAUGACAAAGCGCCCACGUCGCAACCGGAAAUCUCCUGCUCUUAGGGCUGCAUUCCAGGAGACGAGCAUCUCACCUGCCAAUUUUGUGCUCCCAUUGUUUAUCCAUGAAGGAGAAGAUGAUGCUCCUAUAGGAGCUAUGCCAGGAUGCUAUAGGCUUGGGUGGAGACAUGGGCUUCUUGAUGAGGUUUACAAGGCACGUGAUGUUGGUGUUAACAGUUUCGUGCUAUUUCCAAAAGUUCCUGAUGCAUUGAAGACUCCAACAGGAGAUGAAGCAUACAAUGAUAAUGGACUUGUUCCACGUACAAUCCGCUUGCUUAAAGACAAAUUCCCUGAUAUUGUUAUCUACACUGAUGUUGCAUUGGAUCCUUAUUCGUCUGAUGGCCAUGAUGGUAUUGUGAGGGAAGAUGGAGUAAUUAUGAAUGAUGAAACAGUUUAUCAGUUGUGCAAGCAAGCUGUUUCACAGGCUCGUGCUGGUGCUGAUGUUGUCAGCCCUAGUGACAUGAUGGAUGGCCGUGUUGGAGCACUUCGUGCUGCUCUUGAUGCUGAGGGUUUCCAUGAUGUCUCCAUUAUGUCCUACACGGCGAAGUAUGCCAGUUCAUUUUAUGGCCCAUUCAGAGAAGCUUUAGAUUCAAAUCCAAGAUUUGGAGAUAAGAAAACUUAUCAGAUGAACCCAGCCAACUACAGAGAAGCCCUAAUAGAAACUGCAGCAGAUGAGGCGGAAGGAGCUGACAUUCUUCUAGUGAAACCAGGAUUACCAUACUUGGAUAUCAUCCGACUUCUUCGGGAUAAUUCAGCACUGCCGAUUGCUGCUUACCAGGUUUCGGGCGAGUACUCGAUGAUCAAAGCCGGCGGGGCGCUGGGCAUGAUCGACGAGCAGAAGGUGAUGAUGGAGUCGCUCAUGUGCCUGCGGCGCGCCGGCGCUGACGUCAUCCUGACCUACUUCGCCCGUCAGGCCGCGGGCGUCCUGUGCGGCAUGGGAUCCAAGUAGGUCAACCCUGGAGAAAGGCCGCGGAGCGUCACGCGACCAUCCUGUACCCCUCCAAUUGGUUGCUAGUAUUAGUCGAACUUGCAAAUAUCGUGCUGAGGAUGUUUUGAACUUGGAUUACCUGAGGCCUCGAACAAGUAGUGUACACGCGUGAAUGAUUUGUGUCAGAAAUAGUCGUGCAAACACUGUCAAGUUCCUCCCUCUCUUUUUUCUUUUAAAAAAAAUCAGAGUUGCAUUUUGGUACUAAUACAGAAUAACAGAACAACAGAACUGAGCAUCUGCGCAAUA
Molecule: messenger RNA, 1688 nt
Organism: Panicum virgatum (switchgrass)
Lineage: Eukaryota; Viridiplantae; Streptophyta; Magnoliopsida; Poales; Poaceae
Product: delta-aminolevulinic acid dehydratase, chloroplastic-like
Exons: 13
Coding region: 123-1403 (426 amino acids)
Biological process (GO): heme biosynthetic process
Cellular component (GO): cytosol
Molecular function (GO): porphobilinogen synthase activity; zinc ion binding
Source: RefSeq, a predicted model, not a curated record